Messenger RNA from Lycium ferocissimum, 1185 nucleotides. RefSeq lists its product as uncharacterized. The transcript has a single exon. The coding region runs from base 1 to 1185 and encodes 394 amino acids. NCBI's taxonomy places the organism in Eukaryota, Viridiplantae, Streptophyta, Magnoliopsida, Solanales, Solanaceae. The record is from RefSeq and is a predicted model, not a curated record.
AUGCGGAGGCAAGUAAAUUUGGCAAAUUUGAGUAAGUUGAGAGAUGAAGAGAAAGAGGUGAUUGUUGUGUCUGAUAAAGAAGAAGAGGAGGAGCAAGCCACCUUGGUCAGGAAAAAUUCCAAAAAAAGAAGAAAAUCUGUGGUUUUUGAGGAGAGAAUUGUGAAUGAAGGAGGUGAUGGUGAAAAUGAUGAAGAGAGUGAAAAGGAAGAAGCAGUGGAAAAGGGGAAGAAGGUGUCAAAAUCCCCUAAGAAAAGAAAAAUUGCUAUUAGUGAGGAGGCAGGUUCCUUCAAGAGAAGAAGAGUUAGUACAGAGGGACCUGGUUCCUCAAAGAAAGGAAAGCAAGAAUUGGAGGAGGAAAGACAAAACAAUCUAAAAGGGCAGAAAGUUUUAUUGGGUAGAGUGAUUGACCUAAAGAUUGUUGGGCGCAAAACGUUAGAAGAAUUAAUGGAAGUGCUCAAAUCUAAAAAAUGGGAGUACUUGAUAGAAGGUCCUGCAAUGGCUUAUGAAAAAGAAAUAGCAGACUUCUUUGUCAACCUUAGGUACACUGAUGAUUACUCAUUAGUUUUCAAUGUUGGUACAAUGGAGUUCAACUUCGAUGAAGAGCAACUGGGAAAAAUUUUUGGUGUUCCAACUGAUGAAGCAAAUAGACUAGAGGAAGGAGACAAGGCUACUGCGGACUUCAAGCUUCACAUAGUCAAAAGGGGAGAGCAAGUGAUCACUGAAACUAUCUGUAAGAAACAAAUGAAGUCUCAGUACCAGUUGCUCUUUGAGUUUGUGAACAAAGUCAUGCUUCCUCGGAUUGAGAAAAGGUGUAUUUCCAAGAUGUACGUGGUCCUUAUGGAAAUUCUGGAUGGUGGCCACUUGAUCAGUCUGCCUGGGAUAAUGUUGCAACACACAAUAAAGGUGGUGGAUGUCAAGGAUGGUAAGCAUGGUCUUCCCUAUGGCUUUCUCCUUACCAAAGUGUUUGAGCAUUUCAAAGUACCUACUGGAAAAGCCUCCAAAGGGACCAAGAAGCAAAUGUUCUCUAUGUCCACACUGGAAGAGUGUGAAUUUGUUCCAAAGAAGGGAGGAGCAGGAACCACAUCCACUAUCUCGGGUCUGAUUGAGGCAAAUGAGAAAAUCUUAGCUGAUGUUGAGAGGUUGCAGGUUGAGAACACCUUGCUGAGUCUAAAAUCACUAGACUGA